Messenger RNA from Aspergillus pseudonomiae, 870 nucleotides. RefSeq lists its product as uncharacterized. The transcript has a single exon. Lineage: Eukaryota; Fungi; Ascomycota; Eurotiomycetes; Eurotiales; Aspergillaceae. The record is from RefSeq and is a predicted model, not a curated record. The coding region runs from base 1 to 870 and encodes 289 amino acids.
AUGCGCCGACUUUACCAUCAUCCAGAAUUCUCCUCCCAACGGCUGGGGAGGGAACGGGCGAUGGGACGUCUGGAGGCAACCGUAAACCUCAAGAUUGCUGACCUGGACAACAAACUCGACACGCCGUACUUCCAUAAACAUCCGGAGGAAAAGCAAGCAAUUCUGGAUCAAUUGAAGAACCUCUCGGGGAGCGUACUCAGCCUUCAGCAGCUCCUAUUUGACUUGGACAACGCCUCUCUGCAGACCCACCUCAGCUUUGGUGGCAUCGACCCAGGAUCCAACGCCUACGCCAUUCUCCAGAAGAGUUUUGUGAACCUCUGGGCGGCUGCUGUAGCUGAAAAGGGACAGCCGCUGAUCUCCAUUGUCGCUGUGAAUCAGUUGACUGACCCAUCCCAGCUGCCGUUGACAGGCUUUGAGCAUGCAACUAACCCACCCAGAGACGAUCAUGGAAAUAUCAUCCAUUCGCCAACCCUAAGCCAAAUGAAUGCAAGCACUAUGGAUCACUGCGCUGUUAAUCACAACUCCUUACCCAAUCCUUCCCCCUUCCAGUGGAACUGGUUGCGGGCGGACCAGGUCAGGGACAUUAGUGGUGUCAUAUCCAUUAAUCGAGGAACUUAUGCCAAAUUCCUUAAAGAUCAACUGGUCCCUGAAAUCAAGCGGACGUGCCUCAAACCCACUGUCUAUGGCUGGAAUACAGCUGGGGUGAGUCAUUUUAGGGUAGACUUCAAUCCCGGCGAUAGUCCCCAGACCGCGGAAGUGACAGAUUCUGGCGAUAAUAUCAUAAAGAUUGAAUAUUCCAACUCAGCCUUUGACGACUCACAAAUGGCUGAUGUAUGCUGGGUGGAGUACCAAGUCUUCAUAUACCUGUGA